This is a messenger RNA of Camelina sativa (false flax), 1422 nucleotides long. Lineage: Eukaryota; Viridiplantae; Streptophyta; Magnoliopsida; Brassicales; Brassicaceae. The record is from RefSeq and is a predicted model, not a curated record.
GAAAAUGGAAUCAUACCAAAUUAUAUCAACCAUACCACAGAGACAACCUUUUCCCACUCAACAAAUCUGAUUUGACAUUUAUUAAUUCCUCUGUUUACAUUCAUCUUUCUCAUGUCAAGAUCACUCUCUUACCUCUCCCAUAUAUAUAUAUAAAUCAGAGAACCACUUAUAUUCGGUAAAAGUGAAUCUCUCAAUACUGAGUGAUAUAUAUAUGUAGAUACAAAGAAAGAGGAGAGAGGGAGUGGGAGAGAGAGAUAGAGAGAGAGAGAGAGAAUGGGGAAGGGAAGAGCACCUUGUUGUGACAAGACCAAAGUAAAGAGAGGUCCAUGGAGCCCAGAAGAAGAUUUGAAACUCAUCUCUUUCAUUCAAAAGUUUGGUCAUGAGAACUGGAGAUCUCUUCCCAAACAGUCUGGGUUAUUGAGGUGUGGGAAGAGUUGUCGUCUAAGGUGGAUUAACUACCUCAGGCCAGAUCUGAAGCGUGGCAACUUCACUGCAGAGGAGGAAGAAACAAUCAUCAAGCUCCACCAGAACUAUGGGAACAAGUGGUCGAAAAUAGCUUCCCAACUUCCAGGUAGAACAGAUAACGAAAUCAAGAAUGUGUGGCACACCCAUCUAAAGAAAAGAUUGGUACAGAGCGAUCUCACUGCAGAUGAACCAGCUUCAUCACCUUGUUCAAGUGAUUCUGUUUCUCGUGGGAACGAGGAUAAGUCUCGAGCAGAAGAUUCUUUGAACAUAACAACUAACCAUGAGUCGUCAUCGAGGAAUGGGAUGUCUACAUCUGUGUCAUCGGGUGGUUCCUUUAAUCAUUCAAACCAAGAAGAUGAUCCAGCGAGUGGCCUUAUGUUUGAGUACAUGGAAGAAGAUUAUUGCGAGUUUAACGACGUUAUUCAAGAGGUAGACAAACCCGAUCGGCUGGAGGUCCCUUUCGAUGCAGAUCAUGACAUUUGGACAUCUGUGCCAUCGGGUGGUUCCAUUAACCAUUCAAACCAAGAAGAUGAUCCAACGAUUAGCCUUAUGUUUGAGUACAUGGAAGAAGAUUAUAGCGAGUUUAACGACAUUAUUCAAGAGGUAGACAAACCGGAUCUGCGAGAGAUCCCUUUCGAUACAGAUCAUGACGUUUGGAGUUACUUAGAUGCUCCAAACUCGUUUCAACAAUGCGCUGCAAAUGAGUUCAGCGCAGCUUCAAGAGCAGAAGAAGAGUCUGAUGAGGAUGAUAUUAAGAAAUGGUUGAAGAACCUGGAAAGUGAACUGGGGUUAGAAGAAGAUGACGGCCAACGUACGAGCUCAUGAUACAUUAAAUGAAAUUUUUGGUAGUCAAGUUCUUGUUGGGUAGGAUUAGUUUGAAAUCUCUUUUAUCAUCUAAAAACAACUGCCAUCAUAAAACUACAAAACAAGUAAUUAACAUGUAUAUUAACGAGUUCA